Salvelinus sp. IW2-2015 is the source of this 994-nucleotide messenger RNA. Its product is annotated as WAP four-disulfide core domain protein 3. The record is from RefSeq and is a predicted model, not a curated record. Lineage: Eukaryota; Metazoa; Chordata; Actinopteri; Salmoniformes; Salmonidae. Gene Ontology annotation, cellular component: extracellular region. Gene Ontology annotation, molecular function: serine-type endopeptidase inhibitor activity.
AGUCUUGAAGUCAGCAUGGACAUGAAUUGUUCAGCGCGUUGUGCUUUGGUUCUUUCUCUGUUGGCAUUUGUAGAUUUGAAAAUAGUCUCUGCUGCAGAAACGGGAGGCACAUCUAUAGCAAAGCCUGGAGUGUGCCCUCAUAGACGAUGGGCCAUAGGGAUAUGUGCAGAGUUAUGUUCCAGUGACAGUGACUGCCCCAAUGAUGAAAAAUGCUGUCACAACGGAUGUGGGCAUGACUGCAUUGCACCUUACACAGCAAAGCCUGGAGUGUGCCCUCGUAGACGAUGGGGCGUAGGGACGUGUGCAGAGUUAUGUUCCGAUGACAGUGACUGCCCCAAUGAUGAAAAAUGCUGCCACAAUGGAUGUGGGCAUGUCUGCAUUGCACCGUACACAGUGCCAAUCCUCCCAAAGGCAGGUCAGUGCCCGCGGCUUCUGAACGUGGUGCCGUCACACAAGGGAUGUGUCCGCGAUGAGGACUGCCCUAAAGAUGACAAAUGCUGCGUAUUUGACUGCGGCGCAGUGUGUGUCCCACCUGCCUUCACAAAGCCAGGAGUCUGCCCUCGCAGACGAUGGGGCUCAGGGAUGUGUGCCGAGUUCUGUUCCAAUGACAGUGACUGCCCCAAUGAUGAAAAAUGCUGCCACAAUGGAUGUGGGCAUGACUGCAUUGCACCUUACACAGUGAAACCUGGUCGCUGUGCUCUGCCUAAGGGGACCCCCAUGUGUGCUGAGUACUGUUACCAUGACGGCCAGUGCCCCGAGGAACAGAAGUGUUGCCGGACAACCUGCGGCCACGCCUGCAGUGAGCCAUGCUCAUAGGACAGCAAGAUUUGGGUCUGGAGAGGAGUGACAACACUCCUCAAAUCUUUUCAAUAAAAAAAUAAGAGUUCUCCUUCUUCAAGAAGAGGAAUGCUUGUUGUUGUUUUUUAGAGGGGGGGGGGGGUUGUACUUGUUUGUAUUCCAAUCAAUAAAGCGGUCUGUGCAGCCUUUAUAUACA